UUUUUUUUCUAGAAAGAGAAACGAACAAACGGACUGAUCUGAAUGCAGCUUCAGCUGCGCUACUACACGUGAAUUACACAUUCGUAUGCAAUUUGUGUACUUCUCUAUAUAUUCUGGCUGAUCGAGGUUCGAAUUCGGAUGCAGGUGCAGCUAUUGGUUAAAGUUGAGAAUCACCAAGAUACGAAAUCUUUGCUUCAGAAGAAAUGGCUAUGGUUCAUGAAGAUGACAGAGGGAGAAGGUCAGAUCUCGAGAUCAUCCCUGCGGUUGACAAGAGACGUCGUCGGAUGAGAUCUUUGAGGAGGAAGGCCAUGACAAGGGGCACAAGUUCUCUGAAGAAUAGCAGAACUAACCACGUGUUGCAUUGCCAUUUCGCCUCAAUUUCGACAGAGGAGUUUCCUGAUGAGGAGGAAGAGAAGGCAGUGAAUGCAUUUCGUCAGGUUUUGUUUGAAAGGGACCUGCUUCCAGCGCAACAAGAUGACUUCCAUACAUUAUUGAGAUUCUUGAAAGCUAGAAACUUCGACCCUCACAAAACCCUUCAUAUGUGGGAAGAAAUGUUGAAGUGGAGGAAAGAGAAUGGAGUAGACUCUAUUCUUCAGGAUUUUGUCUAUGAAGAGUUUGAAGAAGUUCAGCACUAUUAUCCUCAUGGUUUCCAUGGUAUUGAUAAAGGAGGGCGGCCUUUGUAUAUUGAAAGACUAGGAAAAAUAGAACCGAACAAGCUUAUGAGUGUCACAACUGUGGAUAGGUUCUUAAAACAUCAUGUUAAAGGUUUUGAAAUAACUUUUGUAGAAAAGUUCCCAGCAUGUUCUAUAGCAGCCAAACGGCAUAUUGAUUCAACAACGACGAUUCUGGAUGUACAGGGCCUGAACUGGAUGAGUUUUGGGAAGGUUGCACAUGAUCUAGUUAUGCGCAUGCAUAGAAUAGAUGGAAGCAACUAUCCUGAGACUCUACAUCAUAUGUACAUAGUAAAUGCUGGUGGUGGAUUCAAGUGUCUGUGGAAUUGGGCUAAAGGCCUUCUUGAUCCAAGGACCACAAUGAAAAUUACUGUUACUCUGUUACAGGUUCUAGGGACUAAAUUUCAAGAUAAGCUAUUGGAAGUGAUAGAUGCUAGUCAAUUACCCAAUUUUCUUGGAGGUUCCUGCUCAUGCCCGAAUCAAGGUGGUUGUCUUAGAUCUGAGAAGGGCCCCUGGAAAAAUCCACAACUGAUGAAGCUGGUUCACACAUUACUGAAUGGCGAGUCAAUUUAUCCGAGAAAGAUGAGCUUUUAUGACAAUGAUGAUAUUGAAACUAAGCUAAUUGACAAGGGCUUAAGAAGUGAUAUUUUUCAUGUUGGUUUUUCUGAAAAGGAUGAUUUUGAGAUGCAGCUGAUUGAUAUGAAGCAGGAAACAACGUCGCUAGGAGAACAAUAUAAAGUAGGCGCUGGAGAUGAAAAUCAUUGUCCACCAAAAUUGACCACAUUGGCCCCAGAACAAAGGGCACAGAAGGGAUUGAUCUUUGCCAAGGUGACAGAUGUACUGUUGAGAUUUCUAGCAUGCGUUUGUUUUUUGUUCGAGGGGCUGUUCAGGAUAUUUUUCAAGACGCAAAACACUGAGAUGCUAAAAGAAACUAAUCCCACUACUCGGUUACCAAAUUCAGUUUCUCCGGAUGAACAGGGCAUCUGUGGAAGUCCCGAGGGGCUUAUCCAUCCGUGUUGGCAGAAGUUGCAGCAUUUGGAGAAUUUGGUAAAUGAGCUUACAAAAAGGCCAGCAAAAAUUCCACCAGAAAAAGAUGAAAUUUUACUUGAAUCUAUGAACCGCAUCAAAUCCAUUGAGCAUGACUUGCUGAAGACCAGAAAGGCACUUCUCGCAACAACAUCAAAACAAGUGGAGCUUUCUGAGUCAUUGCAGACUUUGAAGGAGAUCAAUCUAAAGGGAAGUGGACGCUUUUGGGUACGAAGCAGCAAGUCUCUACCUCGCGCAACCUAACAUUCAUGCACUAACACCAAAGAAGAGUCUGCCCCUAUACCCUUAUACCUCAAUCCUUUUCUAAUAUCCUGAGAUUCAGUUGCUCGGUGGAUCAAAAAACUUGAGGCAAGAACAGUGUUAUUCAGUUGCUCAGUGGAUCAGCAAACUUGAGGUUUUGGUCCUGCUCUAUUUUUUUUUUAUCUUGGAGCUGUGGGCUGGCUAAUAAGUGCAAUGUGAAGAUUCCAAUUGAAAUACCUGGAGAUACUCCCUCCGUCCCAUUAAAGAGAGAAGGAAAAAACUGUUGAUUGUAUUUCAAUUAUAGGAAAUGUUUCAUUUUUAAUGCUACAAUCCAAAAAAAAAAAAACAUUUCACUUUUAUUGGGAUAGAGGGAGAACUUGUUUCCCUAUUUCUCAUAGUUUGAACAGAGUUACAAUAGAGAAAUAAUUUCGAGGAACGUUGAACUCCCAUUUAUUGGUCUUCUAUUGUAGAUAUAUAUUAUACUUUCAUUUGAUUCUGUGUAGCUCAGUUUACUAAUUUGAUGUUUUCAAGUUCAAGAUCGCCAUAUUUAUUCA
Molecule: messenger RNA, 2512 nt
Organism: Salvia hispanica
Lineage: Eukaryota; Viridiplantae; Streptophyta; Magnoliopsida; Lamiales; Lamiaceae
Product: phosphatidylinositol/phosphatidylcholine transfer protein SFH9-like
Source: RefSeq, a predicted model, not a curated record